Messenger RNA from Penicillium alfredii, 396 nucleotides. RefSeq lists its product as uncharacterized. The transcript is spliced from 2 exons. The record is from RefSeq and is a predicted model, not a curated record. NCBI's taxonomy places the organism in Eukaryota, Fungi, Ascomycota, Eurotiomycetes, Eurotiales, Aspergillaceae. Bases 1 to 396 code for a protein of 131 amino acids.
AUGGUCGAAUUUACCAAAGCUGCAUUGAUGGUCUUUGCUGUCGCUCUUCCAAUAGAGGUCUUUGUGCCAGAACUCGACGUGGGCGUCGUCACCAUCGUUGCCCACAGCGACAACAAAGUCACCACCGAGCUUGGAAGUCUCGUUGAAAAUAUCGAUUGCCCAGUCCACCGGCUGCUCUGGGGCAUGGGCAAUGAUUUUCUCGUUAUGGUCCAAGAGGGUGACACCCAUCUGAUACACACCAACAGGCCACUCCCCCAGCCAGAAUGGUUUUUCAGCGACAGACAUUUUGGCGUCUUGAGGAUCCUUGCAAGGGACACCCUUCCAAUAAUUAUGGUUGUUGAUGUUGUCAAUUGCUUUUUCCGCAUCCAGGCAGACCCCGAUGUCAAAGAAGCCUAG